AUGGGCCACCGCCACCCGACCUCCGCUCGCCGGCCACCCCCCACCCUAGCCCCCCCCCCCCCCCUGUACACCCUUCACGGUUGGCGCGAAUAUGUAUACCCACGGGUGUUCAUUAACUUGCAUGUUAAGCCGAUGAUCGCAGAUAGCGUUAGGUGGACCUCGAUUGAGAAAGGACCCGGCUACGCAGUCAGCGGGGGCAAUUAUCCGCAUCUCGGACACAACAGCGCAGACGUCCUCGACUCACAAUGGCUCCACUCGAGGUCUCCGUGUAACGAAUCCACUACUGCUACUAUCAACCGGUCCCUUUCGCGAAUCUGGAGCGAGAUUGUUUACGCGACACCCCCACCAGUUAAUGAUGUAUGGGAGAGGCGGCGCGCUACAAACGAAAAGGAACAAGUUAAUGGAAUUACGCCGUCACGGCUCAUCGGUUCAACGGAGCGACCUUGGUGCGAAUACGCCGCGUCACGCGAAAUUUUCACAGCAACAAAUGGACACUGGUACGCUGGGGCCGCGUGGACGAACGUGGUGCGCGUGGAGUCUUUCUCGCCUAUUUGUAUUAGUAAAUUGAAGGUGCAGUGUCCACUGUACGAAGGCCCCCGCACCCCGGCCGCCGCCCUCAGACGCCGGCCGUCACCCGAGAAGAACGAGUCUCAAGUGUUCGAUGUACGUUUUACA
This is a messenger RNA of Iphiclides podalirius (scarce swallowtail), 675 nucleotides long. NCBI's taxonomy places the organism in Eukaryota, Metazoa, Arthropoda, Insecta, Lepidoptera, Papilionidae. The record is from the annotation of a GenBank genome assembly.